UCCGCCUCUCGUCGAAACACUCAUCCGCCCCAUAUUCAUUCCCUGACCCGUCUCCUGGCUUACUUGCUAUCCUCGUCACCGUCGCCGGCUCUUCUUCUGUUGACGGUAGGCCGCACGACUCCGACGUACCUCCAGACUUUCUCUGCCCUCGCCUCCACACCUACUCCUCCGCUCAGCCCUCUGCGUCUCAAGACACCGCGCCCUUGUAUCGGCAACCUUGCGACGUACCCGAAGCCACCACAUCCUCCAGGAGCUCGUUCACCCCCGCUCCUGUCGACCUCUACGCGCGUCCACGCAGGAAACGCGUACGCAGGACCGCCAACAUCGCUGACAAGUACGUGCAGUCUCCAGACGGGAGGUGGAGGAAGGCAGACUCUUGGCAGCUAUACGGCUCUUCGUCCUGUGCAGUACGUCUCUAGCCCUGCCUCACCUCGUUCACUCGCGUGACACUAUUUUCUAGGCUUCGCAGUGCAUGGACGCUACACCAACAGAGGUUCCCGUCGAGGACGAUCAGGUCUCGGCCUCUGCGGCAGCGACAGCUUCCGCGUCGACUUCUUCGAGUUCGUCGACCGACCCCACUCUCCCACAUGGGUGGGGAGGAAACAAAACCGAGGACGACAUGACGGGCAUCAUCCUCGGUCUCUCGCUUUCGCUCGCCUUCGCCUUAAUCGCCUUCAUGAUUGGCGUUGUCCUGUGGAGGAGAAAGCGGCGGAAGCGGGAGAAAGACACCGAGAAGACCGCGCCUAGUAUCGACACACGGGACACCGAAGUCAGCGAGCAGGCACAGCGCGUUCGCUCCAAGCAGCGGUUAUGGCAGCGGGUUGCCGUCAAGUGGAAGGCCAACGUGAAGCACUCCGCGCGCCUGCGUAGGAAACGCGCGACGACCGCUGCAACGAGGCCUUCGGAUACCGACCUUCUCAGCGACAGGCCGACUAUCCAGGCUUCCACGUCAGCUGUGUCUCUCACGCGGACUCGGACGGUGAGCGACGGUGACUCUGCUUACACCGCCCGGCCGCUAUCUAUCCACGGAGAUGACCCAAGACUGCAGCGAUCGCGCUCGCCUAGUGUUGCAUCGUCUGACAUCGGUACUGGCACUACUGACGCUGAGUUGUUUUCUCUCCCGACAUCCCAGCCUCCUGCAUACAUCCCCAGCUCUCCCUUCCACCGGGCGCGCUCCACGCCGCAUUUGACUCCCAGUGACGCCCCUUCGGGCUCACUUGAUCCCGCUAAGGCUUGUUCAUCGUCCGACGUUUCCUGCGACCCGUCGGUCCCCUACCCAUACGGGCCGCCAGUCCAUUCAGCACAUGUCGCCACAGAUGACAAGGCCGUUCUGGCCCAGAUGGCGCGUAUGGCUAGCGCGCCUCCCGCAGAUGGACCAUCAAUGUCGGACGCAACGGGAGGAUUAUCGGAAGUGCAGCCCUCGGUACCUGUCCUUGAGGAGGAUCCGUUCGAGACUCUGCCGUCGGAGAUGCAGCCAGACGUUGACACGGAUGACGAGCACGCGAUUCGCCAAGGCUCGAACCUUCCCAUAACACAUGACGCGCUAUCAAUGGCCAUUCUAACGGCGCCCUCUUCCUACCCUGGCUCGUACCUUCCCGUAGACGACGACGGCGACUCCGACGUUCCAUCCUAUGCGGAAGACGCUAUUCGACAUCCCACCUUGGUGCUGCCGCCACCCCCACGCAAGGUACCGCUCACCGGUCCGAUGUUCUACGAGUAUCCGCACGAGUUCGAAGAAGACGUCGCGUCUGUCGAACCCCCAGAUGGGCCCUCGUCGCCUCCGUUCGAGGAGCCAUCUGCAUUGCCUUUCGCGCUCGCAGUAGCGCCCGACAGCGCGCACAUGAUCGUUCCAAGCUCUCCCCCGCUCGAGAUCGAAGACGAACGACUGUUUGCGGCGCAUCUUUUGCCCUCUGCGCCUCCUCUCGACGACGACGCCGAGCACGUUCCCGUCCACGACGCAGGCUCACCGUCGGCACCUUGUGGACCAUUGCCUUGCGCGUCCUCGUCUGCCCCUGGAGAUCACCGAAACGUCAACCGCGACGACAUUCCAGGCGCCGCCCCUCCAGAACGGGCUGCUAUAAGUGGAGAUGACGUGUUGCCUCCGCAGUAUCUGCCAUGACCGGGCGCGCUGAAGGCCGUGAAUUCCCGGAAUUUACGUUACGUUGGUCCAUUGGCCCACGCUGCGGCGGAGGCCCUUCGCAGCUAUCGAUCCCGGACCGCCGCUGCAUCGUCCUGACUGCGGACCUUGUUCUAGACCGUUGCCGCUCGCUCGCUCGACUGUAGGGAGACGAGCAAGGAAGCGACUGGUGAUCGGUUUUCUGGCCACGCGGUAGGGAGACCUAUUCAUAAGUACUCGCUUGGCGCGCAUCCACGUGGUGCUGCUCGCUCAUGGCCAUCUCGCGGCUUGUACUGAAAGUUCCAAAGACCCUGGUCCGGGAAGAAUCCGCUAGCUAGCCGGAUGUUAUUAGUUUCAAAGGAGAUGUAUUGCUGUAUCGUUAUCCCGUUUCUUGCGCUCUGCGUUGCUUUCCGCCGUCCGUUUUCGGGUAGUUCUUCUUGUCUUACAUCAUUGUCAUCGUCGCAGCAAUCUCGGACUCAACCGCAUCUCAUUGACAUACUAUACGCAACUACCGAAACGAUGACUGCGGCAUUAUUAUUUGGCAGGGGUGGGACACAGAAUGUAUCGAAG
Messenger RNA from Dichomitus squalens LYAD-421 SS1, 2686 nucleotides. RefSeq lists its product as uncharacterized. Lineage: Eukaryota; Fungi; Basidiomycota; Agaricomycetes; Polyporales; Polyporaceae. The record is from RefSeq and is a predicted model, not a curated record. The transcript has a single exon. The coding region runs from base 473 to 2119 and encodes 548 amino acids.